Hyaloscypha bicolor E is the source of this 1533-nucleotide messenger RNA. RefSeq lists its product as uncharacterized. NCBI's taxonomy places the organism in Eukaryota, Fungi, Ascomycota, Leotiomycetes, Helotiales, Hyaloscyphaceae. The record is from RefSeq and is a predicted model, not a curated record. The coding region runs from base 1 to 1533 and encodes 510 amino acids. Gene Ontology annotation, molecular function: rRNA (adenine) methyltransferase activity. Gene Ontology annotation, cellular component: nucleolus. Gene Ontology annotation, biological process: rRNA methylation; ribosomal large subunit biogenesis. The transcript is spliced from 2 exons.
AUGUUCGCCGUCCCAGGAUGGUCUGUUUCCGCAAGUGCUUUGAAGACUCAGGUCGCAGAGUCUUCAAACCCGGUACCGAACAAUUCUACCACAGCACCCACGAACAAUAGCCAUGAUGGUACAGAUGAGAAAUCGAACAAGAAGAGGAAGCGAAGCAAUGGAGCAAGCAAGCAGAAGGAUGUGAAUGGAAAUAAUUUGGCGGACCUUUGGGAGAGUGUUAUCGAGGGGAAGAAGAAGAACAAGAAGCAUGAUAAGAAGAGGCAAAAAGUCGGGAAAGAUACGGACACACGAGUGGUUGAGAACGCCGAGGGCAGAGAGAUUCAGAGUGGGGAUGAGGAUAAAACACCGAAAGAAAGGAAGCACCAGAAGUCCAAGAAAGAGAAGAAACGCGAGAAGAAAGCCGCUCUUGAGCAAUCUGCAGACGACACUACUCCCGUGAAGGCCGAAAACACAGCUUCCAAGAAACCCGCACCAACACCAAAGCCAGCACCACAACUCACUCCCCUCCAAGCCUCCAUGCGCCAAAAACUAAUCUCAGCACGCUUCCGCCAUCUCAACGAAACCCUCUACACAAAACCCUCGGCUCACUCCCUCUCCCUCUUCCAAGAAAACCCAGAAAUGUUCAGCGAGUACCACGAAGGUUUCCGACGCCAAGUUGAAGUCUGGCCCGAGAACCCCGUCGAUUCCUACAUCAACACCAUCAAGACACGAGGUAAGAUACGAGGACCACAACGUGGAAAAUCCGACAAGAAAGCCGAGCAAAGUCUACCAACAGACGCCCCGCUUCCAAGAACAGAAGGCACAAGCACAAUCGCCGACCUAGGCUGCGGUGACGCUGCUCUCUCUAUAGCCUUACAGCCACUAACAAAAAAACUACAUAUCAAGAUCCACAGUUUUGACUUACAGUCUCCAUCUCUUCUCGUUACAAAAGCAGAUAUUGCGAACCUCCCUCUCGCAGACGGCUCAGUGGAUAUUGCCAUCUUUUGCCUAGCGUUAAUGGGAACGAAUUGGAUUGACUUCAUUGAAGAAGCCUUCAGAAUCCUGAGAUGGAAAGGCGAGUUAUGGGUUGCUGAGAUCAAGUCCCGGUUUGGGCGUGUUGGAGGAAAGGGGAAGAGGGUUGAGCAUAGUGUUGGCAAGCGCCAGAAAACUGGGCCAGAGAACAAGAGGGAGAAGAAGCGGGCGGAAGAGGAGAGCAAUGAUCUCGUUGCGGCCGUCGAAGUUGAUGGUAUGGAAGACAAGGGUGGAGAGACGGAUGUCAGUGCGUUUGUGGAGGUGUUAAGGAAGAGGGGGUUUGUGUUGAAGGAGGGAGAGGGAGGUGUGGAUUUGAGGAAUAAGAUGUUUGUUAAGAUGUGCUUUGUUAAGGGUGCUACACCCGUCAAGGGGAAGUGUGUGCCUGUUCCGAAGGGAAUGGAGAAGUUUGGUGGGGGUGAGACGUGGAUGAAGAAGCCGAAAGGGAAAUUUAUUGAGGAGGAAGAGGAGCGUGUAUCGAGUGAGGCGGGUGUGUUAAAGCCUUGUGUUUAUAAGCUGAGAUAG